UUUGCCGUCAGUCAUUUUCUGCUCAGUUUAAACAUGGCAGCAUAUCGUUUGAGUCGGUUUAUUCGGCGUGUGUGUUAGAUUUUUUCUCACAAAAAAUUGAAGUAUUUGUUUAAAUCGCUUCUAAAGGGUGGAUACAGUGACCUUGACGAAGACUCAACAAAUUAAACAAAAAACAUUUAAUCUAAAUAAACAGUGAACUGUGUGAAAUUACAUUUUUUUUGUGUAAUUAAUAACAGCAAAACAGAUAUUCUAUUGAACUUGAAUGAUACAAUUUAUAUCAGAACUCUGAUAUAUAUACACGUACAGUCGAAGUGUCCAAACAUUCUUCAGAAAUAAACGCAAGAUCGGCCUCCGACCUUUUAGAAUUGAUUUGAAUUUAUAUACUCACAAAAACACGUCAAUGAACACUGAUACAACAUUUUAUGCGGACAACUUGCAACGUCUACGGUACACUCUAUUCGGAUUUUGGAAUAAAAUAAACGGAAAACAUAUUUUAGUUAUAAUCAGUGAACGAAUUGCAUUCUUUGACCGAAUGUUUUGUGCGUAAAUGAACUCUAUAUAUACGGGAUCGGUAUACAGAUAUAAAGAUUAAAUAAUUAAAAGUGUUCGAUAAAGAAGAGGAUUAUCAGUUUUUCGUAUAUAAGUCGAUGCAAGUGCUGUGAACAUUUUUUUUAAAUUAAGAAAAUAUUGUCAUUUAUCUUCGGUUUAUCAUUAAUAUUUCGGGUGAAGAUCGGGAGUUUGUGAAGAUUUAUAAGUUUAUGUGUGUAGCUCAGUUAUAAAAAAAACAAAAGAAAAUUGAGUGAAUUGAUGGAAUAGAAAUUAAGAAAGUGUGACUCGCGAAAAAAAAUAAUUUUAUAAAAUGGAUUCAACACUAGAAACAACACCAGCGGCAUCGCCAUCAACAAAUGUCUUCAAACCGGACGACAUAGUGCCAUCAUUACGACUAAAUGCCACCACCAACAGCAACACCACCAGCAGCAACAAUGUCAACAGUAGCAACAACAGUCAAUUCAAAAAGUGCAUCCAUCAUCGAAUGUCCCAUUGUGGACGUACGGCUGUGGUGCAAACGCAGCAACGUGUUGUGCGUGUCGGAAACGGUAGUGCUGUCAUAACCGGCGGUAACAGUAGUAAUAGUAACGUUGCUACCAGUGCUGCCGGCAAUUCCUCCAGUUCUGUAGCGGGACAACAAAACGGAGGGAUUAGUACACAGGUCGGAAUCCAAAGUCAGCCCGGUCUGGUUCAACCGGUUUCGGCAGCAUUGCUUGCCGACCGAUAUCUGUUGCUGGAUUUGGUUGAUGGCAGUUCGCUGUACAAGUGCAUUGACGUUCGGUCACAUGAGGAAUUGGUUUGCAAGGUUGCCAACAAUCCAUGUACAAAUCUCUUGACUGCACAUUUUCGCUUGGACGGGAACAGCUAUGUGAAUCCACUAAGAAAAGUGAUUCAAGGACAGAAUCAAACUUAUCUAUUCUUCUCGCCAUCUGAAGGUGAUCUUCAUUCAUACGUUCGGGUACGAAAGCGACUCCGUGAACCAGAAGCCAGACGCUUGUUCCGACAAAUGUGUGAAGUUGUAAAGUGUUGUCAUGAACAAGGUAUCGUUCUACGUGAUCUCAAACUCAGGAAAUUCGUUUUCGCCGAUACAGAAAAAACACACCUUAGACUAGAAUCGCUGGAAGAUGCUGUGGUAUUAGAUAAUCCUGCCGAAGAUUUAUUGCAAGACAAAAGAGGAUGUCCUGCCUAUGUGUCACCGGAAAUACUGAAGGCGAACACAACGUAUUCGGGAAAAGCUGCUGAUAUGUGGUCGCUCGGUGUUAUACUAUACACAAUGCUAAUAGGAAGAUAUCCAUUCAAUGAUUCCGAGCACGCAUCACUAUUUGCCAAAAUAUCGCGCGGUCAGUUCGUCAUUCCGGAAUGUUUGACAUCGAAGGCCCGAUGUAUAAUCCGAUCGCUGCUCCGGCGAGAUCCCGACGAACGAAUCACCUCCGAAGACGUAUUCCUGCAUCCCUGGAUGACCCGUGAUGAAAACAAUGAUUUUCUGAAAUCAUCAAGUGAUCAAUGUGUUCCUGAUUUGAAUUUCGAUAACGCAUCGUAGUUUAUUUCUGUCGUUUUUUUUUGUGUUUUGUAAAAUAUUUUCCGUUCUUUCUUUACCCUCUUCCGUUGGAAUUAUUGUUUAAAAGAACAAUUUUUUUUUUCUUCUGGUCUUUCCUUCCUUUUUUCGUUACAGAAAUGGGAAAGCGUAAUUUAUUUAAAAAGAAAAAGCUUGUUUGAUGGACAAAUGGUUAAAUUUAAUUAAUUUAUUGUUUCAAUGAAAGCGUAUAAAUGGUGGAAGUGAGAACAUAAUUUUAUGAAUUUUUUUGGUCAUUCAUUGAAAUAAUUUUUUUUUCGCUUUGUGAUUUAAAUUUGACCAAAAAAAAAAUGUUUUCUUUUUGGAUGGCAAUUCACAUUAUUUUGUAUACUCUAUUGCCUUCAAUAUUUUUUUUCUUCGAUUAAUCAGACAUCAAAAAUACAUUUAAACAGCAAAAGCUAUUACUGUGGACGUUCUUUCAUUUCAUCUCAACAUGGCAGAUAUAACAAGAACUAUAAAAAACCGUAACAGACGCGAAUAAUCCCACAAAGUCCAUAAACACAUUCGUUCCGAUCUAUCGAAUUAAUUAGAAAAAUCCGUAGACCAAACUAAAUUUCAAAGAUAAAUUGAAAAAGGGAACCUCUGGCUGGAAACACUAGCGAGCACAUUUGGGCCUACCCAAGGCGACCAACAUUUUUUCUCACAAAGCGGUAAUUUUUGAUGAUUAUUUUGUUCGCAGCAUAGAAAAAUCUGAAAACGUUCAAUAGAAAGCUAAAAUUUACCGAAGUUUAUUUUUGAGAAUUUUAAUUUUGAGAGAUCCGAAAAAUAAUCAAAAGAAAAUCCGAAAAGAUUUCCGAAAAAUUCCUUAAAAAUUAAGAACUUUUCGGACUGGUUCCGAAUUUAUCGGAAAUCUGUUCGGAUUUUUUUGUAUUUCCAGAAUCCAGCAUCGAGGAAAAGGUCGUUCGUCACUACAGUAAUUCCGGAAAUUCUGAAAAACUUACAAAAAAUUCCGAAAAACAUUUUCCGAAUUUUUUCUGGAAUUAUUCGGAAAAUUUUCCGAAUUUUUAGAAUUGACAUUCGCAAUAAUAAGACCUGACCUAAAUUUGAUUGCUUAUAAGGUUACCGAUUUUAUUUCCAAAUCAUCCUCCAAUAGGACCUCUAAAUUGUGUUUCAUACAAAAAAUAUUUAAAUAGCAGAAUAGUGUGGGAGAUGGUACAACUACAUACAGACAAAACCGAUUGUAAUUAAAAGUAAAAAUUUGAAAUUAAUUUUAAAAUUGAAACAAAAACACUUUACGUUUAUUAUAUCGAGAAUGGUCAUAAAUCCUUGAAAUUCAUUUUUUGUUUUUGUUUUUUUGUAAUUAAUUAGACUUCCUAAGUGCUUUUAAUUUCUUAGUUAAUAUUCAUUAUAUUUGUUGACUAGUUGAUAAAAGAGAGAAACUUAAACUUUAAAAUUUAAUUAAUUUUUUUUGUAAUUUGGCAUAAAAUUUUAGUUUUGUGAUAUUUCGCGUAAAUUUUUGCCCACACUUCGUUAGAAAGAGAAGAGAAAAUUUAAUUAUUUUUUUAAAAUAAAACUUACACGGUUAGGAUUGCUCUUUUGCAGCAACUAUACUUAUAAAAUAUAGAAUUAUGUGUGUACAUUGUAUGUACCAUUCACAAUAAUAUUUCGUUGAUGAGUCCCAUUUUCAUGCUCAGUCAACUGCCAUAUUUUGUUUUUACUUUAAAUUGUUUUGUUUUUUUUUAACAAAAAUAAUUUGCAAUAAUUUAUUCAACUUUCUGUUCGUGAAUGUACCAUUCAAUUUCAACGAAGAAAAUAUUUUGAACCAGAAAUUGUGUACCGACAAAAAAAAACUGUUAAAAAUUAUGUUAAAAACGUUAACCAUUUUAAGUGUCGCGUCGAUUUUUUUUUAAUUAUAAUUUUCUUCCUAUUAAAAUUAUUAUUAUUUUACCUAAUUACGACUAUUACGAUGUAAGCCAAUUAAUUUUGUAUCUACAAUUUAGAUUUAUUAACGUCACAUUAAAAAGAAAAUGUUAGCAAAAGGAAAGGAAUUUUAAUUUUAUUUAUUCAAAUCAAUAAACACAAAAAAAUCACUCGGAGAAAAUCACAUUCAAUGAAGAAUUUUAAUUUUUAGAUAGAUGUCUGAGAGACAAACUAAAAAUCAGUUGAUUCGAAAAGCUUUGAUACUUACAAAAAAUACAAGGGGUGUGAAUGCACGAAGGGCCAAAUAUUUCCAAGAUAAAUACCGGGCCAGCGGAAGCUGUUACUCUGAUCUUACCAAUAAACAUUUUUUCUCCUCACAAAUAGUUCACCUCACCGGUAAUCGGUAAUCGCAUACAAAACAACCGAAAGACCGAAUUUUGUAAAGCACAAGUACAGUCGGAUAUCGUGAGUUCUCGGAAAGCUUACAUCAUUCAAAAGUGUGUCUCCCUUUCAUUUCACAAAAUGCGCAUUAGACUGCAUUCAUCGUCUGGUCUUCAUUCCUAUAAUCUAGGCUUACGGGCCUUAAAAGAGAAACAUAAAUGGUGUAACUCUGUGCUUGAGAAAGAUGAAAGUGCGGCUGGUAAUAGAAACAAUGUGAAAUUUCCGAAAUUUCUACUUUACCGAACAUUCAAGCCUUUUGUUAGCAAGUUCAAGGCCACAUCCUACAAAUCGAGUCAAACUUAAAUUAAAAUCUCUCCGAAAUUGAAAUGGUUUCAUCUUGUUUAAACUUUGGAAGUGGAGGCGCAGAGAAACAAAA
Messenger RNA from Bradysia coprophila, 4799 nucleotides. RefSeq names its product tribbles homolog 2-like. Lineage: Eukaryota; Metazoa; Arthropoda; Insecta; Diptera; Sciaridae. Gene Ontology annotation, molecular function: protein kinase activity; mitogen-activated protein kinase kinase binding; ATP binding. Gene Ontology annotation, cellular component: nucleus. The record is from RefSeq and is a predicted model, not a curated record. Gene Ontology annotation, biological process: positive regulation of proteasomal ubiquitin-dependent protein catabolic process; protein phosphorylation; regulation of MAP kinase activity.